AUGUCGUCGUCCGCCGUCACUACCAAAACGUCCAAGUACACCUACCGCUCGACCGGUGGUGGUACUGCCGAUGUCAGCAUCGAGUACAGUGCUGACCUGAGCGCUCUGUCCCGGCUGGAGGACAAAAUCCGUCUCCUGCAGGAUGACUUGGAGUCGGAACGUGGCCUUCGCCAAAGGAUUGAACGCGAGAAGGCCGAUCUCAGCGUACAGGUGAUUCAGCUUUCGGAGCGUCUCGAAGAGGCCGAGGGUGGAGCAGAGGGACAGCUGGAAAUCAACCGCAAGCGGGAUGCCGAGCUGACCAAGCUGCGCAAGCUGCUGGAGGAUGUGCACCUGGAGUCGGAGGAGACCGCCCACAUCCUGAAGCGCAAGCACCAGGAAAUUGUCAGCGACUUUAACGAACAGCUCGAGACUCUGACCAAAUCGAAGCAGAGAGUCGAAAAAGAAAAAUCGAAGCUGCAGGCAGAAAUCUACGAGCUGCUGUCGCAGGUCGAAAGCAUCUCUAAGGACAAGCAGAUCAGCAUCAAGACGAUCGAGAAGCUCGAGGUCCAGGUGACGGAGCUGAGCAUUCGCAUCGAGGAGCUGAACCGCACGAUCGUGGACAUCAGCUCGCACAAGACGCGCCUGUCGCAGGAAAACAUCGACCUGGUCAAGUCGGUCCAGGACCUGAAGCUCAGCGUCGAGAGCAUCUCGUUCUCGAAGACCCAGCUGAACUCGCAGCUCGAGGAGGCGAGACGCCGCCUGGAGGAGGAUGAUCGCCGCCGCUCGAUGCUCGAGUCCAGCCUGCACCAGGUGGAGACCGAGCUGGAAUCCAUCCGCCUGCAGCUGGAGGAAGAGUCCGAGGCCCGGCUGGACCUCGAGCGUCAGCUCGUCAAGGCGAACGGUGAGGCCGGUACCUUCAAGUCCAAGUACGAGGCCGAAUGUAUGGCGCGCGUCGAGGAGGUGGAAGAGAUCCGCCGCAAGUACACCGUGCGCAUCACCGAGUCGGAGGAGCACAUCGAAUCGCUGCAGGCCCGCCUGAGCAAGCUGGAGAAGGAGAAGAGCCGUCUGACGAGCGAGAUCGAGGUGCUGAUCAUCGACCUGGAGAAGGCGAACAACGGUAUCCGCGAGUACACCAAGCGCAUCGAGAUCCUCGAGAAGACGAACAUCGAAAUCAAGACCCGGCUGGAGGAAACGAUUGCGCUGUACGAUGCGUCCCAGCGCGAUCUCCGCCAGCGCACUGCCGACUUCCAGCGGUUGUCCCACGAGCUGGACAAGACCCGCGAGCAGAAGGAUCAGCUCGGGCGCGACAAUAACAAGCUGCAGAACGAGCUGCACGAGUCCCGCAGCACCGUUACCGAGUUGACGCGCCGCCUUCACGAGUAUGAAGUUGAGCUGCGUCGUCUGGAGAACGAGCGCGAGGAGUUGACCGCCGCCUACAAGGAAGCGGAGGCCGGCCGCAAGGCGGAGGAGAAGCGUGCCCAGGCACUUGCCGGCGAGUACGGCCAGUUCCGCCAUGACACCGAGCGCCGUCUGUUGGAGAAGGAUGAAGAAAUUGAAACCAUUCGCAAGCAGACCAGUAUCGAAAUCGAGCAGCUGAAUGCACGCGUCGUCGAGGCGGAGACCAAGCUCAAGAGCGAGGUCAUGCGCAUCAAGAAGAAGCUGCAGAUCCAGAUCACCGAGCUGGAGAUGUCGCUGGAUGUGGCCAACCACACCAACAUCGAGCUGCAGAAGACGAUCAAGAAGCAGUCGCUACAGCUGACCGAGAUGCAGGCGCACUACGAGGAGAUCCAGCGCCAGCUGCAGUCGACCGUCGAUCAGUACGGCAUUGCUCAGCGCCGCAUCCAGUCGCUCACCGGCGAGCUGGAGGAGAUCCGCGUCAACUACGAUUCGUCGCUGCGUGCCAAGCGCCAGGUGGAGGUGUCGCUCGAGGACGCCACUACGCGCAUCAACGAGCUGAGCGUGGUUAACGCCAACUAUGCCUCGCUCAAGGCCAAGCUGGAGACCGAACUGCAGACCCUGGCCGCCGACUACGAAGAAGUCACCCGUGAGCUGCGUGUCAGCGAUGAGCGCUACCAGAAGAUUCAGGUUGAGCUUAAGCACACCGUCGAGCUGCUGCACGAGGAACAGGAAAGAAUCGUCAAGAUCGAAGCCAUCAAGAAGUCGCUGGAGGUUGAGGUUAAGCAACUGUCCAUCCGUCUGGAGGAGGUCGAGGUCAAUGCCGUGGCCGGUAGCAGACGCAUCAUCAACAAGCUCGAGGCCCGCCUGCGCGACAUCGAGGUCGAACUGGAUGAGGAAAGACGAAAGCACGCCGAAACGAUCAAGAUUCUGCGCAAGAAGGAACGCUCGGUCAAGGAGGUGUACAUCCAGAUCGAGGAGGAUCAGAAGAACAUCCAGAUUCUGCAGGACGCGUUGGAGAAGGCCAACCAGAAGAUCGCUGCCUACAAGCGUCAGCUAACCGAACAGGAACAAUGCUCACAGCAGUGCGUCACCAAGGUUCGCCGUUUCCAGCGAGAGCUCGAAGCCGCCGAAGACCGUGCCGAUGUGGCGGAGAGCAACCUGACCAUGGUCCGUGCCAAGCACCGUACGUUCGUCACCACCUCGACCGUGCCCGGUUCGCAGGUCUACCUAGUGCAAGAGACCACCCGGACCAUCAACGAAUCGUCGUCCUAA
Anopheles marshallii is the source of this 2649-nucleotide messenger RNA. It is a transcript of the gene Prm, whose product is annotated as paramyosin, long form. The record is from RefSeq and is a predicted model, not a curated record. Gene Ontology annotation, cellular component: myosin complex. The transcript is spliced from 10 exons. Bases 1 to 2649 code for a protein of 882 amino acids. NCBI's taxonomy places the organism in Eukaryota, Metazoa, Arthropoda, Insecta, Diptera, Culicidae.